GGUACAUCCUCCAGGGGCGGGACUAAAGCGUCACACUUCCUUCCCUCCACUGCUUAGACAGGAUGGAGUUGAUCCGAGGAGCUUUUAAAGGAGCCGGUUUGGAAUUAAGUCAGACUAGACUGCACCUACACUGACGCUGGAAUAGGAAGGACCUUCUGAAUUCAAUAAGGAGUGAGAUGGAUCCAGAUUCCGAGGCUGGUUUCCCAGAAGAUGAACCAGAAAUAUUGCAGAUAACGAUCAAAGAAGAAGAACCUGACUUUGAAUAUGAUGAGAACCAAAUGGAAAAUAUUGUAGAUAUAAUUACUGAUGGUGGUUCUGAGUGUGAACCUAAAGUAAAAUCUGAGGAUGAAGAGUCAGAAGAUGAGGAUCAUGUGACUGCGAUGAAGAGGGACAUGGAUUCUGUCCCUGGGGCUGAGGACAGUGACCCUGAGACAACGAGAUUGGAUACAAGAAGCAAGAAGCCUUUACAGUGUGCCGGAGUAUUAGUGGGACGUGAGCAGCAGCAAGUUCUAACCGACUCCAAUACUGGAUAUGAGGAUUGCUCCGUCAGCUCUGAAGCAUCAGCUUUUAUCUGCUCUAAUUGUGGAGAAAGUUUUUCUGAGAAUUCCAGUCUUCUUGCUCACGUCUGCACCGAUUCUGGGAACAAUAAUUAUCCUGAAAAAGGGGAAAAAGCAAAAAAUAAAAAUGUUUCCUGUGUGACGUGUGGGAAGCUUUAUAGCAGUAAAUCCAAACUACAGAAACAUCAGCUGGUCCAUAGUGGAGAGAAACGAUUUACGUGCACGGAAUGUGGCAAAAGCUUCUCCACCAACAGUCACCUCCAGAGACACCUGAUCAUUCACACGGGGGAGAAACCAUUCAAGUGCAGCGAGUGUGGGAAAAGCUUCAAUGUGCAGAGCAACCUUUACAUCCACCAGAAACUUCACAAACCCGAAAAGCCUUAUAAAUGUACUGAUUGUGGCAAAAGCUUCUCUUUAAAGGGCAACCUUAACAUGCACCUGAGGAUCCACACCGGGGAAUUAACUUGUACGGAAUGUGGGAAAUGUUUCACCAAAAAGACCGACUUUCAAAAUCACCUGAAAGGUCACACGGGGGAGAAACCAUUCGCUUGCAGUGAAUGCGGGAAACGUUUCAUUAAAAAGAGUUGCUUUCAAAACCACCAGAAAACCCACACGGGAGAGAAACCUUUCAGCUGCACCUGUUGCUGGAAAAGCUUUUGUAGUAAACAGACCCUUGUGACCCACCUGAGAAUUCACACCGGGGAGAAACCGUUCUCUUGUAUAGAAUGUGGCAAGUGUUUCCCUAGGAAGAGCUCCCUCCGGAAUCACUUGAAAGGUCACACGGGGGAGAAACCUUUCUCCUGUAAAGAAUGUGAGAAAAGCUUCUAUGAUAAGCGCAGCCUUUCCAGGCACCACAGUGUUCACACAGGGGCAAAACCCUUUAUGUGUAAAGACUGUGGGAAAAGCUUCUCACAAAAGUGCAGUCUGCACACUCACCGCUACAUUUGCAAAGGAUCUCGAAACACUGGAACUGAAGUGAUAUCAGAGUAUAAUGAACAGGAUCCCAAGGAUCAGCUGACUGUAAUAAAGAGGGAAAUUGAUGCAGUUGUCGUUGCAGAGGACGAAACUGAAGUGAAAUCAGAGACGGAAGAGUCCGACACUGACGAUCACGUGACUGUAAUAAAGAGGGAAAUUGAUUCUGUUUCUGGGGACGAUGAAAAGAAUUGGGCCUCUGAACCCCCCAGACCUUGGUCAUGUAAGGUACCAGAAGCCAGUGAGUGCUCAGAUACAUUGGAUGCAGCCAAGGAGCCAUUACAGGAGUCUGGAGUAUUGCUGGAGUGUGAGGCUUCCACAAGAUAUGACAAUUGCUCAGAAAUGCCCACGACAUUGGGUCUUAUCUGCUGUAAAUGUGGGGAAAGUUUCUCUGGGAAUAGGGAUCUUCUUACUCAUGUCUGUGGGGAUAACAACAAUGAAGUGAGGGCAGAGGAUGCAGAAGAGGAGCCUGUGAAGGCCAAUAGUCAUACAUUGAAUAGCCACCUUCAUCCGACAAAUCAUAAAUUGGCCCACACAGGGGGGAAACCAUUCACAUGUACAGAGUGUGGCAAAGCCUUUUCUCAAAAGAGUCACCUUCUCAGACACCAUAUUGUCCACACAGGAGAGAAACCAUUCAAGUGUGCACAGUGCGGGAAAAGCUUCUCCCACAAUGGAAACCUUCUUAGCCACCUGAAGAUUCACACAGGGGAGAAACCAUUCCCGUGUAAAGAAUGUGGGAAGUGUUUCUCUCGCAACAGCAGCCUUCGCAGCCACCAGAAAGUUCACACGGGGGAGAAAUCUUUCACCUGUACAGAAUGCGGGAAAAGCUUCGGGAACAGAAGUUACCUUCACCUCCAUCAGAAAAUCCACGCAGGAGUGAAAGCUUUCCCUUGUACUGAAUGUGACAAAAGCUUCUAUGUCAAGCGCAACCUUUGGAGGCACCAAACCAUUCACACGGGCGAGAGAGAUUUCACGUGUAGAGAGUGCGGCAAAUGCUUUUCACAGAAGAACAAUCUUUACAAACACCAGGCCGUUCACACAGGGGUAAAACCCUUCACAUGCACAGAAUGCGGUAAAAGUUUCUCGCAAAAGAGCCACCUGCAUAGUCACCUGAACAUUCACACAGGGGUGAAACCCUACGCCUGUACAGAAUGUGGCAAGAGCUUCUCUCACAACAGAAACCUUUACAGUCACAAAAAAAUCCACACCGGGGAGAAAGCGUUUACAUGUACAGACUGUGGGAAGUGCUUCUCUCAGAAGAGUAAUCUUCUUAAGCACCAGACUGUGCACACGGGGGAGAAACCAUUCACCUGCACAGAAUGUGAGAAGAGCUUCUCUCAAAAGAGCCAGCUUCAUCGACACCUGAAUAUCCACACAGGGGCGAAACCCUUCACUUGUACAGAAUGUGGGAAAAGCUUCUCUCUAAAGUGCAGUCUUCAGAGCCACCAGAGGAUUCACACAGGGGAGAAACCGUUUGCAUGCUCUGAAUGUGGGAAAUGUUUCUACCAGAAAAGCAAUCUGAGCAAACACCAGGCCAUCCACACAGGGGAGAAACCAUUCACAUGCACAGAAUGUGGCAAAAGCUUUGCGGUUAAGCGCAACCUGCAACGACAUCAGAAUACUCAUGAAGCAAGAAGCCAUAGAAGCCCCGAGAAGGUGGAUAACUGUUCUCUAUCAGUAGUGACCAUCUCAAAUAGUUCAUUACCAGAACAAGGCUUCCUCAUAAAAGAAGAGUCUACUGAAACACCGGAAACUAUAAAUAUUGAGUUUCCUAUGUGUGCCGAGGAUGAAGAGUCGGACACUGAGGAUCACAUGACUGUAAUAAUUAAGGAAACAGGAUCUCUUCCUGGAGCCGAUAACGGCAGCCGUUGGAACUCGAAGACCCUCAGGUCUUGGCGGAAACACGAGAAUCGUUUAAUUCAGGAAGAUACAUUGGGAACCACCAAGGAGCCGUUGCAGGAGUGCGAGUCUGGCUCUAGAUACGACGAUUGCAUAACAAGCUCUGAUUCAUCAGGUUUUAUCUGUAGUAAAUGUGGGAAAAGCUUCUCUCUGAAUAGUGACCUUCUCACCCACGUCUGCACCCAAACUGACACGUCUAAUAUACGUUCCAUAGAGAACGCGGAAGACAAGCCUUACUUCUGUGCAGUAUGUGGGAAGCACUACAGUCGAAAAUCUCAUUGUCAGAGACAUCAGCUGGUCCAUACAGGGGAGAAACCAUUCACAUGCUCAGUGUGUGGCAAAUGCUUCUCUCUUAAGAGCAAUCUGCAGAGUCACGAGCGAGUUCACACAGGGGAGAAACCAUACAACUGCUCAGAAUGUGGGAAAAGCUUCUCCCAUAAAAGCAUCCUUAACAGACAUCAGAAGACUCACAAGGGGGAGAAACCUUGUCAAUGUGCAGAAUGUGGGAAAAGCUUCUCUCACAGCAGCCACCUUCACCGGCACCAGAAGAUCCACACGGGGGAGAAACCAUUCACCUGCACAGAAUGCGGGAAAACAUUCUCUCGAAAAGGCAAUCUGCAGAGCCACCAGACCAUUCACACGGGGGAAAAAUCUUUCAUUUGUACAGAGUGCGGCAAAAGCUUCUCUCAGAAAAGCAACUUGUACAGUCACCAGAAAAUUCACACUGGGGAGAAACCCUACGUCUGCACGGACUGUGGCAAAAGCUUCUCGCAGAAGGGAACUCUCUACAAACACCAGGCCAUUCACACAGGAGAGAAGCGCUUCAAAUGUACAGAAUGUGGCAAACGCUUCACACAGAAGUGCACUCUCUACAAACAUCAGACUAUCCACGCCGAGAGGAACAUACUACAUGUACAGAAUGUAGGGGAAGAAGAUGAAUCCUACCGAAUAAGCAGCCUACAGAAGAAGCCUACCGAAGAAGCAGCCUACAGAAGAAGCCUACAGAAACGGCCUACAGAAGAAGCCUACAGAAGCGGCCUACAGAAGCAGCCUACAGAAGAAGCCUACAGAAGCAGCCUACAGAAGCGGCCUACAGAAGCAGCCUACCGAAGAAGCAGCCUACAGAAGAAGCCUACAGAAACGGCCUACAGAAGAAGCCUACAGAAGCGGGCUGAUUCUUCAUAUAUAGAGCCCGGGAGAAUGAAGGACCGUCUGACCCCGAUACAGACUGACAUGGAUUCAGUGGGCUGCCUGGCUUCCCCCCAGGCACAAACAGAAAUAUUUCAGGUAAAGAUAAAGGAAGAAGAACUGGACCCUGAAUAUCAGCGGCAAUCAAUGGGAACCUUGGCAUCUCCACUUACUGAUGGGGGUUCUAUAAAGACUGAAGCUGCAGUGAAAUCCGAAAAUGAAGAGUCGGACCCGGAGGAUCAUGUGACUGCUGUAAAGCAAGAACUGGAUGUUGUACUUGUAGACACAGAGGAGCCGUUACAGGAGGCUGGAGUAUUUCUGGAGACAUCGCAGCACAAAGCACAAGAUUCCGGCACAAGAUAUGAAGAUUUCUCAGCAAACUCUGAGGCACCAUUUAUCAUCUGCUGUAAAUGUGGGGAAAGCUUCACUAGUAAUACUGAUCUCCUCUCCCACGUCUGUAGCCAUGAUACUAACGUUCCCAGUGAAGCUGCGGAGGAGACGCAUUUUUACUGUACAGAGUGUGGGAAGCAGUUCAGUAAAAAAUCUAAUUUUCAGAGGCAUCAGUUGACUCACACUGGGGAGAAACCGUUCAAAUGCACAGAAUGUGGGAAAGGUUAUUCUCAGCAGAGCAGCCUCCACAUUCACCAGAGGAUUCACACAGGGGAGAAACCUUUCAUGUGUACAGAUUGUGGAGAAUGUUUCUACCUCAACUCUCAGCUCCAGCGUCACCGGGUUAGCCACACGGGGGACAAGCCAUACACGUGCACCGAAUGUGGGAAAUGUUUCUUUAAGAACACUGAGCUCCAGCGUCACCAGGUUACCCACACCGGGGAGAAACCGUACGUGUGCAGUGAAUGUGGAAAAAGUUUCAGCUUGAAAACACGGCUUCAGCGACACCAGAUUAUCCACACUGGGGAGAAACCCUUUAAAUGUACAGAAUGUGGCAAAAGUUUCAAUGUGCAGAGCAACCUCCGCAUCCACCAACGAAUUCACACCGGGAGGAAAACUUUAUAUUGUUCGGAAUGUGGGAAGAGAUUCUUUCUCAAGGGCAACCUGCAGAAACACAUGAAGCUUCACACCGAUGAGAACCCGUUCACUUGUACAGAGUGCGGGGAGAGAUUCUUACAAAAGAGAGCCCUUCGCCAUCACCUGAACAUUCACACAGGGGAGAAACCUUUCAGCUGCACAGAAUGUGUGAGAAGCUUCUUUCAUAUGCGCAACCUCGCUCGUCACCUGAAAACACACGAGAUAAACGAUGUAUAGAGAAUGUGAGGGGUGUUUGCUUAUCCAUAGACUUCUUAAAGAAACACUAAAUAAAACAAAAUGGCUACUAUAGUUUAUAUAAACAAGCUGCUGUGUAG
Messenger RNA from Xenopus laevis (African clawed frog), 5977 nucleotides. Its product is annotated as zinc finger protein 91. Lineage: Eukaryota; Metazoa; Chordata; Amphibia; Anura; Pipidae. The record is from RefSeq and is a predicted model, not a curated record. The transcript has 15 exons. Bases 177 to 5879 code for a protein of 1900 amino acids.